Messenger RNA from Drosophila subobscura, 1206 nucleotides. RefSeq names its product ribosome biogenesis protein BRX1 homolog. Gene Ontology annotation, cellular component: nucleolus. Gene Ontology annotation, biological process: rRNA processing; ribosomal large subunit assembly. Gene Ontology annotation, molecular function: rRNA binding. The record is from RefSeq and is a predicted model, not a curated record. Lineage: Eukaryota; Metazoa; Arthropoda; Insecta; Diptera; Drosophilidae. Bases 74 to 1138 code for a protein of 354 amino acids. The transcript has 2 exons.
GGUCACACUCAAACUCCACGUUGUUUUGGAGCGCCGUUCAUUUAAAAUCACGAAAUCAUUAAAAUAAAGUGAAAUGGGUCGCAAAUUCCAAAAGAAACAGAAGGUCGAUCAGCUAGAAAUCGUGCCGGUUGAUGAAAAUCCACCGCUGCCUCCACAGAGGAAAUCCGACGAUGUUAUUCCCAAAAGAGAAAAAUGGGUGAACAAACAGCGUGUGCUGGUCUUCGCAGCUCGUGGCAUUAGCCACAGAGACAGACAUUUAAUGCGGGACAUCAAGACCUUAAUGCCGCAUCAUCGGGCCGAGUCGAAAAUGGAGCGUGCCAAGACGUUGUCGGUGGUGAACGAGAUGUGCGAAAUGAAGCACUGCAACAAGGCCAUGCUCUUUGAGGGGCGCCGUAAGCGGGACCUGUACAUGUGGGUUUCCAACACGGCCGGCGCCGAAGGUCCAUCUGCCAAAUUCCUUAUCGAGAACAUCCACACAAUGGCCGAGCUCAAGAUGACCGGAAAUUGUCUGAAAGGCUCGCGACCACUGCUUUCGUUCGACUCCAAGUUCGAUGAAUUGCCGCACCUGAAGCUGCUCAAAGAACUCUUUGUGCAGACCUACUCAGUGCCCCACCAUCAUCCCAAGAGCCAGCCGUUUGUUGAUCACGUCUUUACCUUCACCUACCUGGACAACCGCAUCUGGUUCAGGAAUUUCCAGAUACUUUCCGAAGACGGUGGCCUGUCCGAGGUGGGACCACGCUACGUGAUGAAUCCCGUCAAGAUAUUCGACGGUUCCUUCACCGGCAAAACCCUAUGGGAGAAUCCCGACUAUGUCAGUCCCUCCAAGCAGCGACAGAUCCUGAAGAAGUCUGCCAAGGAUAAGUACGUGAACCGUGUGGAGCAGAAGGUGCAGCAUGAGGCGACACGGCCAAUCAAUGCAUACGACGGCAUUGACAACGAGGAAGUGUUCGACGAUGAAGAUCCCAUAGCGACAGCCAAGAUCCUGGCUGCGAUAGCCAAAAAGAAGCAGCAGGAAAAGGAGCAGAAGACGCCAAAGUCAGCGCUGACCAAGAAGAUCAAGGAGAAACAGCUGAAGGCCGUGAAAAAGGUGAUCGACCAGAAGAAAGCAAAGGUACACAAACGUGCAAAAAAAGUCUAAAUAUCUGAUGUUAGAAAAUACAUUUAAUUACAAAACUUUUAAACUUUAUAAACACCUUCAUACACAUA